Bolinopsis microptera is the source of this 1713-nucleotide messenger RNA. RefSeq names its product zinc finger protein 236-like. Gene Ontology annotation, cellular component: PcG protein complex; chromatin; transcription regulator complex. The transcript is spliced from 6 exons. The record is from RefSeq and is a predicted model, not a curated record. NCBI's taxonomy places the organism in Eukaryota, Metazoa, Ctenophora, Tentaculata, Lobata, Bolinopsidae. The coding region runs from base 18 to 1271 and encodes 417 amino acids. Gene Ontology annotation, biological process: regulation of transcription by RNA polymerase II. Gene Ontology annotation, molecular function: RNA polymerase II cis-regulatory region sequence-specific DNA binding; DNA-binding transcription factor activity, RNA polymerase II-specific.
UGGACCCCCAACAUACUAUGAUACAGUUGAACCAGCUCGCUAGCUUAUCCAGCUGUCAGACCCCCUGUCCUGGUAACUCCUCCUGUCCUAAACUUGGGUGUGACAAGCACUACUCCUCACCAACACAAUGCCUGUACGGAGAGCGUGUCGGGAAAGUCAAGGACAGUUCAGGGUCCAAGAAGAAGCAAUACGAAUGUAACCUGUGCUCCAAGAGCUUUGCUCAGAGCAUAUCACUAAAGAGACACAUCAGGACACAUACCGGUGAGAAACCGUUCCAAUGUAAAGACUGCAGCAGGAGGUUCACUAACUCCUCACACCUUACCACCCACAUGCGCACCCACACAGGAGAAAGACCGUUCCAAUGCGACAUGUGCGGCAAGAAGUUCUCCCAGCACAGCGGACUCCACGUGCACAUUCGCACCCACACCGGAGAUAAACCUUACAAGUGUGAAAUAUGCGGCAAGGGCUUUCUAGAUAGAUCAGCUUUGAAGCGUCACGGAGCGACCCACCAGCCUGACCGGGAAUUAAAGCGUGGUAAAUCAGCUCAAGCUCGGAAAGCUGCGAAGCUGGUGCCCGAUGCAAACAUGUUGCCUACAGUUCCUGACCUACCUGUCAGUCGGCCUGAGGGUAACCCUAACAAUGAGGCAGAUGAUCUGGCGAAUCUGCUCUGUGCCAAGACACUUCAGGUCCAGGAUUAUUUUACUGCGAUCGGAGCGUCUAAUAUGAAUAUCCAGAGCGAUCUGCUGCAACUCCUCGUCCAGCGCUCCCUCCUCACUACCGUACAGGCUACUCCUCAGAUAAAACAAGAACCUCUACUCAGCCCCUUGACUACCUCCGCCUCCUUCUCACCUAUAUCAUCCCCCGUUCUGAUGACGUCAUACUCGAGCGUCACCCCACCAGCUAGCAUGACGUCACCGGUACCCGUGAUAAUAUCCCGGGCCCUGGAGGCGGGGAUACCUUCCCCUCCAUCAACACCAGUACCCUCCUUCCUGGUGAGCAGUCCUGAACUAUCCACCUACAUCAAGUCCUCUCCCGGUUCGGUGUCACCCUCACGUGACAUUACCACGACAACGCCAUCACGUGAUAACGUUGUCAUGACAACACCACUGAGGAGCACAGCCUUGUCGCCCCCCUUCUCUUUGUCCCCUGAGAGCGGACUAAACUACCAAAACACUGGCAGUCCAAACAUGCCCUUUAUAUGCGCCGUUUCCUCGGUAACGACAAUAACCGAUAAAGCUGAGCUUGAUAUGUUUCAUACGCGGACAAUAUGAUUAAGCUAAGGACUAAAACUAGAAAUAAAUUUAGGUAAAACUAAAAAUUUAAAUUUUAAAAUCGGUUAGUUGCCAUUGAUUGAAUUUUCAAUUUUGAAGUAAAUAGAUUUUAAAACUAAAAUUAAUAUUGUGAACUAUAUGCUUUACUGACUCACUCCCUAUUCUAGAAUUGUAGAAUUAUUCUAAAACGGUCGAAUAAUUGAAGUGACAAGAUGCGCGUUUGCACUUGAAUAUGAUUGUACUUUGUUGUUCGAUAAAGUAGAACUGGUAAAUGUUCGUAUACAAUUUAACUGUAAGCUAUACUUUUAACAAAUGAUAAUAAAUUAAAUUGAUUUGAAUAGCUUCAUUGUUUCAUGAAAGCCAUUCUUUUUCGUUAUUAAAUUAUAAUCAAUUUUGUGACUGUUAAUUAUAUUUGAAAAAUUGUUUAAUUGAUUUUACUGAU